AUGGGAUCAGAAUCUCUAAUAGUUGAUAGAUCAAAAAAACUACAGAAAAAGAAUGUACGUGCCCAUAUGAAUUUUCUAACUCUCCUAAUUCACGAUUUCAAGGCCUGGUACAGACGAUGGAAAAACAAACGUUGGGAACUACCCCUCCUCAAAAAGUACAUUGAAAGGAUAGAAAGUAACUUUGGGUCUGGUCUGGGUUCUCUGUUUGUGUUUACACGCUGGAUUCUGUGUCUGAACUGUGUACUGAGUUUACUUUGGAUCUCCUUGGUCAUCCUACCAACAGCUAUUACAUUCACCUACCACCACGUUACAAUGGAAUUCAACUUUAAAAAUCUGCUGGAUGGCAGGGGAGCAGUAGGGCAGUCAUGGCUUUUCUUUGGAAAAUACCAAGAGAAAGUAGGUGAUGAUUACUGGUUGUCUGUGGCAUACCUUUUCCUCCUCCUUUUCACCUACUUUGGCAGUCUGCUGCUGGUUAUGAGAAGUAUUGGAGAAGCUAGCAUGCCCACAUCUGCCUCCUCAAGCCAGAGCCAGAACAAAUUCUCUCUUCUUCUGUUUACGUCCUGGGAUCACUCCAUCACCAAUGAAGAGGCAAGCAGUAACAUGGUGCAGGGUAUAGCUAGCAUUAUCAAGGACAACCUGUACGAAGUAAAGGCGUCAGAUGCUGAACGUAACCGCAGUGUGAAGGAGAGACGAGGCAUUUACUGUCGACGAGUCCUGGCCUGGUUCUGCACCAUUCUGUUGGUUGGAGGUGGAUGUACACUGAUUGUUUUCCUGGUCAUUUUCAAUGUCUCCAGUGUCAUAAAACAACAGGAAAGUGUGGGGCUCUCAGAAGACAGCAUAGUUGUUGUGUACAGCACUCCAAUCAUCUUUACACUGAUCAAUGUCUUGGUGCCUUUAUGUAUCAAAAAGUUACCCCAGAUGGAGGAUUAUCAUAGUGGCAGAACAGAGCUGUACAUCACACUGGCACGAGUCUACUUCCUGCGAAUGGCCAACCUCUUUUGCCUGCUUAUAUCUCUGUAUACCAAUAUAAACUCCCAUAUUGAAGGUGGUGGAUGUCUUGGAACUGUCAUUGGUCAGGAGAUCUACAAACUAGUUGUCAUGGAUACCAUCAUUCAUGUAAUAUUCAUCACUACUUCCAAAUUUCUACUUUAUUUCUGGACCAGAAAGAAGUCCGAGUUUGAUCUAUCAUCAGCUGUUCUAGUCUUAGUGUACAGACAAGGAUUGGUGUGGGUGGGGACAAUAGCUUGUCCAUUGAUGCCCGUUGCAGGUGCCAUUUCUUGUCUUGUAUUUUUCAUCACAAAUUACAACAUUGUUCGGUGUGUGUGCAGGCCACCCUUGAAGCGGUGGAACCAGUCACGUAAUACCAGGUUUUUGAUGGGAUUCCUUAUCAUUACACUUACUGCUGUCAUAUUGCCUAUGUCUGUGGUCAUUGGCAGUCGGGACUUAAUCCAUUUAGGUCAGACCUCAUCCCCUCAUCGUUUCUGUGGACCAUUCGCUGGGGGUCGCCCUACUGAUGCCUACAGACGUUUUGUUGCCAAACUUGACAGCUGGCCAGGCCUGGUGCUAAAAUGGUUGGGCUCCGAUAUUGUCACUAUCCCUCUAGUCCUCAUCAUCAUAGCAAUACUGAGCUACCAGCGAAAACUUUUAUCUGGGGAGAAGCAUUACCGUGUCCUGCUCCAAGCAGAGCUUCAGCAGGAGAGAAAGGAUAACCAGGAACUCAUCAAAAAGUUACAGGUGGUUGGUAUAGAUAUGUGA
Messenger RNA from Ylistrum balloti, 1755 nucleotides. RefSeq names its product transmembrane channel-like protein 7. Gene Ontology annotation, cellular component: plasma membrane. The record is from RefSeq and is a predicted model, not a curated record. NCBI's taxonomy places the organism in Eukaryota, Metazoa, Mollusca, Bivalvia, Pectinida, Pectinidae. Gene Ontology annotation, molecular function: mechanosensitive monoatomic ion channel activity. Bases 1 to 1755 code for a protein of 584 amino acids. The transcript has 16 exons.